AUGCAGAUCUUCGUCAAGACUCUUACGGGUAAAACAAUUACGCUCGAAGUCGAGCCAUCGGAUACAAUUGAAAAUGUCAAGGCUAAAAUCCAAGACAAAGAAGGUAUCCCACCUGAUCAACAACGUUUGAUUUUCGCCGGGAAACAACUUGAAGAUGGACGUACUUUAUCCGAUUAUAACAUUCAAAAAGAAAGUACCUUACACUUAGUAUUACGUCUUCGUGGUGGUACAAUUGAGCCAACACUCCGUAUGUUAGCACAAAAAUACAACUGUGACAAGGUUAUCUGCCGAAAAUGUUAUGCUCGACUUCAUCCACGUGCUGUGAACUGCCGUAAACGUAAAUGUGGUCAUACAAGCAAUUUACGACCAAAGAAGAAACUCAAAUAA
Messenger RNA from Adineta ricciae, 387 nucleotides. NCBI's taxonomy places the organism in Eukaryota, Metazoa, Rotifera, Eurotatoria, Adinetida, Adinetidae. The record is from the annotation of a GenBank genome assembly.